CCUGAAAUAGCUCCUUAAUUUCUGCUUUUCAAUUCAGAAAAAAAAAAUCAUGGGAAAAGGAGGUGGAUGUUUUCCUAGCAAGAACAAGAUUGUUAAAACCACAAACAAAUAUGCAAAUUCUGCAACAAAACCUACCUCUGCAACAGACACGACGGUUCUUUCUCCGACCAAGAACCUUAAAGUCUUCAUCGUGUUUUAUUCCAUGUAUGGACACGUGGAGAGCUUAGCAAAGAGAAUGAAGAAAGGAGUAGACACAGUGGAUGGAGUAGAAGGGGUACUAUAUAGAGUCCCUGAAACAUUGUCUGAGGAUGUUCUUGUCCAAAUGCAGGCCCCACCUAAGGAUGACACCAUUCUUGAGUUACCAUCUCCAUUGGAGCUUGCUGAUGCUGAUGGAUUCUUGUUUGGGUUUCCCACCAGAUAUGGUUGCAUGGCGGCUCAAAUGAAGGCGUUCUUUGAUUCGACCGGGCUUCUGUGGAAGGAACAGAAGCUUGCUGGAAAGCCUGCUGGAUUUUUUGUGAGUACUGGGAGUCAAGGAGGUGGACAAGAAACCACUGCUUGGACAGCAAUCACCCAACUAGCACACCAUGGAAUGCUCUUUGUUCCAAUUGGCUACAAGUUCGGAGCUGACAUGUUCGAUAUGGACUCCAUCCGAGGAGGUUCGCCGUAUGGUGCUGGUGUAUUUGCUGGAGAUGGUUCGAGAAAAGCUACUGAAACCGAGCUGGCACUCGCGGAAUAUCAGGGCAAAUAUAUGGGUGCAGUAGUCAAGAAGCUGGUUCAUGGUUGAUGAGGACAUUGCCCCAUGAAGCUUUUAAUAUUUUCUUGCUUUACUCCAAAAUUCAGUACUACUUUCCUAAUGUGGAAAGAUUUGUCCCUUUUGCAUUAUGUUGCAGUUCAUGUCUUCUGAUUGGUCAUGAAGAUACUGAUAAUUCAUCUUUACAAAGACUAGAUUAUUCAUCCCCUUCCCCUGCUUUGCCUUUUGAUA
This is a messenger RNA of Nicotiana attenuata, 982 nucleotides long. RefSeq names its product probable NAD(P)H dehydrogenase (quinone) FQR1-like 2. Gene Ontology annotation, molecular function: NAD(P)H dehydrogenase (quinone) activity; FMN binding. The coding region runs from base 50 to 784 and encodes 244 amino acids. The record is from RefSeq and is a predicted model, not a curated record. NCBI's taxonomy places the organism in Eukaryota, Viridiplantae, Streptophyta, Magnoliopsida, Solanales, Solanaceae. The transcript is spliced from 3 exons.